UUUUCUAUGCGACACGUGAAGUAAAGUACGACUAACCUAUAAAAUAAAAUAAUUUAAAUUAAAUUAAUUUGUUAUAAACUCUCUACUGCUACACAGUUCUUGUUAUCUAUAAUCUGUAAUGUAAACUAAGUGUGAGUUUUCGUAGAGAAUUUUUACUUUUUGGGUGUAAAAUUAUUAUUGAAAUACAUAAAAUAAAGUCUAAUCAAAAAUGGAAGUAAAACAAGAAAAUAGCGAGGAAGCCCUGGCACCCUGUAAAGUAGAAAUAGAAUAUAAUAAUUUGGAUGAUGCUCUUUUUCUUUUGGAUGGCUUUAAAUGUGAAAUUAAGAAAGAAUCAACUGGCAAAAGUACACACUACACAUAUGACUAUUUAGACUUAAAGGAACAUCCUGUAAGUCCUAAAAUAGAACAACAUGAUAAUAAACUUGAUCCAUUUGAAGAAAACCAAAACACUGAGAAAGGAUAUCUCCGAAAGGAAAACAAAAUGGAAAUUACGGAGACACCAAUUGGACCUUCAUCUUACGAAGGAAGUUAUAUGAGUCCACAUGCUGCAGGAAAAUCAUUAAAUGAGAAUAUGAAAGUUACAACCGGUCAAGGACCUUACAAGUGCGAAAUUUGUUGUAAACAAUUUACUACAGGAGGUUAUUUGAAAACACAUUUGAGAUUGCACACUGGAGAAACACCUUAUCAGUGUGAAAUUUGUUUAAAGCAGUUUCUUACAGCUAGUAAUUUGAAAGUACAUUUGAGAGUGCACACUGGAGAAAAACCUCACAAGUGUGAAAUUUGUUUUAAACAAUUUAGAGAAGCAGGUACUUUAAAAAAACAUUUGAGAUUGCACACUGGAGAAACAGCUUAUCAGUGUGAAAUUUGUUUUAAGCAGUUUAGUCAAGCGGGUACUUUAAAAAUACAUUUGAGAUUACACACUGGUGAAAAACCUCACAAGUGUGAAAUUUGUUUUAAGCGAUUUGUUCAAGCAGGUGAUAUGAAAAAACAUUUGAGAGUGCACACUGGAGAAAAGCCUUACAAGUGUGAAAUUUGUUUUAAACAAUUUAGUGAAGCAGGUACUUUAAAAAAACAUUUGAGAGUGCACACUGGAGAAAAACCUCACAAGUGUGAAAUUUGUUUUCAGCAGUUUAGUCAAGCAGUUUUUUUGAAAAGACAUUUGAGUGUGCACACUGGAGAGAAACCUCACAAGUGUGAAAUCUGUUUUAAGCAGUUUAGUCAAGCAUUUUUUUUAAAAACACAUUUAAGAGUGCACACUGGUGAAAAACCUCACAAGUGUGAAAUCUGUUUUAAGCAGUUUAGUGAAGCAGGUAAUUUGAAAAAACAUUUGAGAGUGCACACUGGAGAAAAAUCUCACAAGUGUGAAAUUUGUUUUAAACAAUUUAGUAAAGCAGGUACUUUAAAAAGACAUUUGAGAUCACACACUGUAGAAAAGCCCUCCUAAGUGUGAAAUUUGUUCGACACAGUUUUUCCAGAAAAUAUAUUUGGAAACUCAUUUGAUGAUGCACACUGAAAAAAAAACUCUACAAAUAUGAAAUUUCUUUUAAGCAGUUUUCUGAUAAUAUUACAUUGAAAUGACAUUUGAAAGUACGGUGUGCGGUAAAAUAAACAGUACUGAAAUUCUUCUUCUGCGGAACUACAGCCCAAAUUGAGCCUGGCCUCCUUUAUUUUUUGCCUCCACCCUUUAUGGACCUGGUCCGUAAGAUAUGGGUGAUACAAUAGACCCGCCGUAGGAGGUCUAAGUGUCUGAAGGGCUCACGAGUGGGCUUUGCCCAGAUAUACCAUAACCAAGCCUCCACCCUUGCUUGUCUGUGGCUGCUCUUAUCCAUACACGGGCUCCUAAAAGGGCUUUUGGCUUUUUAUUGCCUUUCCAACCGGUCUCUUUCUCUCCAUUCAGUUUUUUUUUUGGUAGCCUAUCCUCUCCCAUUCUUAUCACAUGUCCGGCCCAUUGCAAUCUUUGUAUUCUAAUGAAGGCUAACAGGGGUGUUUUCUUAUAAAGUUGAUAAAGCUCGUUGUUGUAUCGACUUCUGAAGAUUCCGUUUUCCCUCAUAGGUCCUAGUAUUCUCAGUACUUUCCUUUCGAAUGUGUAGAGUUUGUUUUUGGAUGUGUCUUUCAGGAGCCAUAGACUUCACUGCCUUAGCAUGCUAUUGGUCGAAUUAAGGUUUUAUAGAUUCUCAUCUUUGUAUUUCGGUGGACACUUUUAGACCGAAAUAUGUGGGAGAGGCCAAAAUAGCUCUGUUUGCAUGUGUUAUUUUCUUCCGUAUUUCUCCAUCUUCUGAUCCGUCGGCAUAUAUUUCUACUCCCAGGUAUAUAAACUUUCCAACCGUUUCAAUGUCAUAUUCAUGUAUAAUGUUUUGUGGGACUAUAUUUCUUCUCGUCUCUGUCAUUAUUUUUGUUUUCUCUGUGUUAAUUUCCAGACCUAGCCUUUGUGUUUGCGUUUUUAACCCUGCGUAUGUUUCCUGUACUCCUGUUGAUGUUCUACUCAUCAUAUUAAUAUCAUGGGCAUAAGCGGCCAGUUGAACCGUUCGGUUGGUUAGUAGGUUUCCUCGUCCAGUUUGCAUUAACUAACCGCAUACUCCAGUGCCAGGAACAAUGUUGGGGCCAGCCCAUUUCCCUGCUUUAGUCCCUGCGAAAUUUUGAAAAAGUCUGUCCGGUGGUUUUGUAUUCGUACACAUGCUUAAGUUUCAUCCAUUGUGGCUUUAAUGAGUCUAUUUAGCUUGUGUGGUAUUGCCAAUUCAGCCAAUAUAUAGUUUGUUCCUUUUGACUGUGUCGUAUGCCUGUUUGAAGUCUACAAACACGUUGUGAACAUCAAUGUCAUGUUGCCAUGAUUUGCUCAAGAUCUGCUUGACUGUAAAUAUUUGAUCCAAUGUCGAUCUUCCCCGUCGGAUACUCUCCAAUAUUUUCUGCUAGUGGUUGGAGCCGCUGGUUUAUAAUAUAUGUGAGGACUUUAUAUGCUGUACAUAGUAGAGAAAUUCCACGCUAGUUUUUGCACUGCAGUUCGUCUCCUUUUCUAGAGGGCAUACUAACUUUUCUUCCAGUCGUCGGGUAUUUUCUCUUCCUGCCAUAUGUCUUUGAUGAGCGAGUGGAUAUGACUUGCUAGGUGGUCGCCACUUGUCUUAUACAGUUUUGCUUGUAUUUCGUCAACUGCCGAGGCUUUAUUGUUUUUCUGGGUCUAAAUAGCUUCGAAAACUUCCUUUAUGGUUGGAGCUUCUACUCCAUUCUCUUCUACGUCUCUUCUUUCUUCUUUAGACCAUUUCUAUCCAACUUUGGACAUAGGCCUUCCCCAAAUCUUUCCAUGUCCGUCUGUCCCUGGCUGCGCUUUUCCAGUUAGUUCCUGCAGCUUUAACAAUAUCGUCCUUCCGUCGCAUCUGAGGUCUUCCUCUUUUUCCUGUCCACGGUCUCCAGUUUUGUAUUUCAGCAUUCCAUCUUUUAUCUUCCUGUCUCGCAUUGUGGCCCGCAAAUCCCCAUUUUAACCCUGUUAUAUGUUCAGUUAUAUUUUUUACUUUUGUUUUCUCUCUUUAGUCCUGUCGCCAGGGGGGGUACAACGGCCUCGUUAAUUCAGAUGGACUUACCCAAGUUUUUUUUAUGUAUUUUGACCCGUA
Molecule: messenger RNA, 3602 nt
Organism: Diabrotica virgifera virgifera (western corn rootworm)
Lineage: Eukaryota; Metazoa; Arthropoda; Insecta; Coleoptera; Chrysomelidae
Product: zinc finger protein 726-like
Exons: 2
Coding region: 209-1444 (411 amino acids)
Biological process (GO): regulation of transcription by RNA polymerase II
Cellular component (GO): nucleus
Molecular function (GO): DNA-binding transcription factor activity, RNA polymerase II-specific; RNA polymerase II transcription regulatory region sequence-specific DNA binding
Source: RefSeq, a predicted model, not a curated record